CCGCAGACAAUAGUCAUGAACGACUGCAUCAUCCGCGGUGACCUGGCCAACGUGCGGGUCGGGCGCCACUGCGUGGUGAAGAGCCGCAGCGUCAUCAGGCCGCCCUUCAAGAAGUUCAGUAAAGGGGUGGCCUUUUUCCCUCUGCACAUCGGGGAUCACGUCUUCAUAGAAGAGGACUGCGUGGUGAACGCCGCCCAGAUCGGCUCCUACGUCCACAUAGGCAAGAACUGUGUCAUUGGUCGUAGAUGUGUUUUGAAAGACUGCUGCAAAAUCUUGGACAACACAGUACUGCCUCCUGAGACAGUGGUGCCACCCUUCACAGUCUUCUCAGGCUGCCCAGGGCUCUUCUCUGGGGAGCUCCCGGAGUGCACCCAGGAGCUCAUGAUUGAUGUCACCAAGAGCUACUACCAGAAGUUCCUGCCGCUCACUCAGGUCUAGUACCCUGCAGAGCA
Merops nubicus (carmine bee-eater) is the source of this 452-nucleotide messenger RNA. RefSeq names its product dynactin 5 (p25) (gene DCTN5). Bases 16 to 438 code for a protein of 140 amino acids. The record is from RefSeq and is a predicted model, not a curated record. The transcript is spliced from 4 exons. NCBI's taxonomy places the organism in Eukaryota, Metazoa, Chordata, Aves, Coraciiformes, Meropidae.